CUCGUCGUGACUGCAUCACAUGUCGGGACGAAAAUUUUGAAAUGUUUAAAAUUUUGGCACGACAAAUUUUUCGUGACGGGUUCGUUAACUAUGCGCAAACUGUUCGUGAACUUGUCGCGAACAGUGCGGGACAAUGCAGGAGGAUGCGCACCAGUGCGUGCCAGUGCGCGCCAUGCCACGACAUGCACGACCUGCCACGCAUUGUUCACGAACUGUUCACGAACUGUUCACGACAAGUUUGCGACAUGUUUACGCAUUGGUGCGCGUCGCAGCAUGGUCGUGCGUUACCCCUGACACGGUCACGUGUACUUCACGCCUUGAUGGCACGAACAGUUCACGACUAGUUCACGCACUUCACGAACAGUUUGCGCUUGGCACGAGCAGUUCACGACGAGUUUGCGAGUAGUUCACGACUAUUGCGCAACUAUUGCGCAACAGUGUCGCUCGCGUCAAUGCGGGGGUAUAUAAUAGCCACUUCUCGCCAUUCCACAACUUGCCAGCAAGCAGACAACAUGCCGAAGACGAAACAAAUAGGUGGAAGAGCAAAGCAGAGAAGGCCACAAGCCGACAGGCCAGAAAAUAUUGGAGCAGAUCCAGAGCCAGAGACCGCUGAGAGAGAUAAGUCCCUCCAGUCAUCCAUAUCAAGUGUCGAUGGCAUCCCUGAGACACAGCAGGAUACACUUGACACCCAGAGACAGCCAUCCAGUGAGGAAGAGGCUACCCGGCAGCAGAAGAAGCGGGUCCGGGUAUCCAAGAAGGAAAUCCCUGAAUACCGCUGGACAGAUGAGGGGGAGAGGGGGUUGGCUGACCUCAUCAAGGAAUACCCCCAGCUGUAUGACAAGAAGCAAAAGGAGUGGCUUAACGUGGCGACCAAGAACAGCCUGUGGAACCGAGUCAGAGAGCAGCUGAAUCCCCCUGCCACUGGUCCGCAAUGCAAGAAGCACUACGAGAACAUGCGCACCAGGGUGGGGAAGAUCUUGAAGAAGGAGAAGAAGAGUGGGGCAAGCCAGCCUGAGAGGAGUGCCCGUGACGACGAGAUCAUGGAGACUUGGAGUUUCUUAACACAGCACAUCGUUCAGGGAAAGACAGUCCCCAGUGAGCAGUUUGCUGUCCCCGAGUCAGCCACAGUGACGAGCAGCGACGAUGAGGAUAAUGAUGUCCAGUCUACAGGGUCCCAGAGCCAGGCAUUUACUACAACAGGCAAGGGCAAGGGGAAGCGGUCCAGGCCCCCAACAACAGAGACAGCCACCACAACCGCCGUCACUACCACCACAUCGGGGGUCACCCACAUUGACCUCAGUGAAGCUGUCAGGCAGAUCCUCUCCAAAGCAGACUCCCAGGGCGCCAGCCACUCCUACACCGGCCACCAGAAGAUCGUCCAUGAUUUCGUGUGCCUGCUGGAAGGGCACAUGCAGGGCAUCCCGGAGGAAUCCUGGCACGAGUUCCAGAUUGACUGCCUCAACCUGGUCCACCGUUACAGGCAGCGGCGUCCGCUCUUCCAGCAAUCACAGCAACAACCACCCAUGAUCUGGCAAGGCCCACAGCAGCAGCAACCCUGGCAGCCCCUUCAGCAGCAGCAGUUCUGGCACCCCCCUCAACCGGCCACCUGGCAGGCACCGCCACAGCAGCAGCAGCAGCAGCAACCUCCAGCAAGUCAGCCAGCACCUCAACCCUUGUUGCCGCCCCAGCCACCACUGGCCUCCCAGUCUUCAGGCCAGUCGUCCUGGACACGGACCACUGAGUGGGAACCACGGAUGCCACCUGCCCCGUCAGCGACUCUUGUCCAGUCGCCAUCACCAACCCAUUUAGUGUCGCCGUCAGUCAUCUUAAAGACACCUGUGACAUCACCCAGCUUCCCGGGCCUGACCCCAGGGCCCAGGGUCGGUAGGCAGCAUCCUAGAGAGGAGUUCACCCUCAACCCCCUUCACCUCCAAGGACCUUAACACCCCGAAAGUCCACCGUGUAUCCCCAGGCAGCGGUCCCAGCAUCAGCAAGGACACUGAGUGAGACACUUUGAAAAUGUUGUUUGUUGUUUUCAUGUUAAUAAAGUUGACUACUUUAAAACACUUGUUUUCAUUUUCACAUUAAAAUAAAGUUAGCCACAAAUAAAAGAGACACCAAAAAGGAAAAGAAAAGAAAAAUAAACGAGAAAGAUUUUAUUUCAAUAGUGGUACAAAUAUAGAUGCAGCUCAUGGGGAUACCAUUCUUUCUUGCCAAGGGACGGCACCAGCAGGGGACAUGUAGUAAUGUGACAGGUAGUCUCGCUGAUCCUUCGCCUCCCUCGCUGAAUGGUGGCCUGGUAGAGGCAUCAGCCCCAGCAGCUGCUGGUCGAGUCUCCAUCUACCAGGGAUCAGAUCAUAUGUGUCCGGAUCUUCGCGGUCCACUUCUGGAAUUGCAUGUGGGUAUCUGAUGAGGAGGAGGUUGUGUAGGACACAGGCGCACAUGGUGAUCAGGUUGAUGU
Molecule: messenger RNA, 2461 nt
Organism: Eriocheir sinensis (Chinese mitten crab)
Lineage: Eukaryota; Metazoa; Arthropoda; Malacostraca; Decapoda; Varunidae
Exons: 2
Coding region: 453-1943 (496 amino acids)
Source: RefSeq, a predicted model, not a curated record